AUGCAUCGAAUGAUGAAAGAAGAAUCAAGUUUUGGGACAAGCAGCCUGGAAAAUGCGACACGGGACCCAAACAAAGAAAAGUUGCACAUGAAGCUCUGCAGUGGGUCCUGCCAUGCUGAGCAAAUCCUCCAAACGUUAAACUCCUACCGGCAGAGCGGCAUCUUCACAGACGUGGUGCUAUUAAUUGAUGGACAAGAAUUCCCCUGUCACCGUGCCACUUUGUCAGCCAACAGCACAUAUUUCCGGGCCAUGUUUGGUGGUAAUCUCAAGGAAGGCCACCAGGAUAUCAUUAAUAUCCAGAAGAUUUCUGCUUCCACCAUGUCUCUCCUUCUUGACUAUAUGUAUGGAGGAAACAUCAUCAUUCAGGAGGACAAUGUUGAAGGCAUCUUGGAACUGUCUGACUUGCUGCAGAUCUCCAAGCUCAGAGAUGCUUGUGUCACCUUCCUGGAAGGCCAACUUCACCCAUGCAAUUGUUUAGGCAUCAUGAAGUUUGCUGAUUCAUUCUCCAUCACGUCCCUGACAGAAAAAAGCAAGAGGUUCAUGCUGGAGUGUUUUGUGGAGGUGUCAUGUCAUGAAGAGUUCCUGGAGAUGGGUGUGAAGGAGCUGGUUGAAUAUCUGUCCGAUGAAGAGCUGGUGGUCCCCAAGGAGGAGGUGGUCUUUGAAGCUGUCAUGCGUUGGGUACGGCAUGACGUACCUGCCAGGAAGGGAGCCUUGAAGGAGCUCCUUGAGCAUGUGCGUCUGCCCCUGCUCGACCCCACCUAUUUCCUGGAGAAGGUGGAAAUGGAUGGACUCAUCCAGGACUCCAAGGAAUGCAUUCCGCUACUGCAUGAAGCCCGCAAGUACUACAUCCUCGGGAACGAGGUCAGCUCUUUGCGAUCAAGGCCCAGAAGGUUCAUGGAGCUGGCAGAAGUCAUCGUCAUCAUUGGGGGCUGUGAUAAGAAAGGUCUUCUGAAGCUGCCCUUCACAGAUCUCUACCACCCAAAGAGCAGGCAGUGGACAGCCCUCUCCAGCGUGCCUGGCUACACCAAGUCAGAGUUUGCUGCCUGCACACUGAAGAACGAUGUGUACAUAUCAGGAGGACACAUCAGCAGCAACGAUGUUUGGGUGCUGAGCUCCCAGCUGAACGUCUGGAUCAAGGUGGCUUGUCUGCAGAAAGGCCGAUGGAGGCACAAAAUGGCAACACUUCAGGGCAAGAUCUAUGCUGUGGGAGGUUUUGAUGGGUUUUACCGCCUCUCCAGCGUGGAGUGCUAUGACACGUUCUCCAACAGCUGGACAACCUUGGCCCCACUGCCUCAAGCGGUGAGCUCGGCGGCUGUGGUCUCCUGCCUGAACAAACUCUACGUCCUGGGCGGUGCUGUGGAUGACACCGCUAACACUGACAAGGUCCAGUGUUACGAUCCCGAGGACAACAAGUGGACGCUCUUGUCUCCCACCCCUUUUUACCAGAGGUGCAUCAGUGCCGUCUGCUUGGACAACAUCAUUUAUGUUGUAGGUGGACUCCUCAGUAAAAUCUUCAGCUAUGAUCCAAGGAAAGACAACUGGCGAGAAGUGGCCACCCUCCCUGGGCCUCUGGAGAGCUGCGGCCUGACAGUGUGCGGAGGGAAGAUUUACAUCCUGGGUGGCCGAGAUGAGAAUGGGGAAGGCACGGACAAAGCAUUCACUUUCGACCCAGCGACGGGGAGCGUGGCGCAGCAGCCACCGCUGCAGCGCUGUACCAGUUACCACGGCUGUGUGACCAUCCUGCAGCGCAUGAACAGAUGA
Messenger RNA from Pterocles gutturalis (yellow-throated sandgrouse), 1761 nucleotides. RefSeq names its product kelch-like family member 35 (gene KLHL35). The transcript has 6 exons. Gene Ontology annotation, molecular function: protein binding. The record is from RefSeq and is a predicted model, not a curated record. NCBI's taxonomy places the organism in Eukaryota, Metazoa, Chordata, Aves, Pterocliformes, Pteroclidae. Bases 1 to 1761 code for a protein of 586 amino acids.